Molecule: messenger RNA, 915 nt
Organism: Tetrahymena thermophila SB210
Lineage: Eukaryota; Ciliophora; Oligohymenophorea; Hymenostomatida; Tetrahymenidae
Exons: 1
Source: RefSeq, a predicted model, not a curated record
AUGAAUAAAAAACUAUUUGCUUUUAUAGUAGUUUUAUGCUUCUUAGAAGUUGUUUUCUCUCUUUCAUGUGACAUUUGUACAUAUAGCUAGAAUGGUUUUGACACUUAGGGCCCAUGUACCAAAUGCCCUGUUGGAUAAUGUACACCUUAUUCUACAACCAAGGGAACUAGUCCAAGUGUAUGUGUAAGUAGACCAUGUCCUAAAGGAUCAUAUAGCACUUCAGGCUAUGAUGGAGAUGGAUCUGGUGCUGGAUGUUAUACUUGUCCUGCAGGUAAAACAACUCCUGGUACAACAACUAGUUCAGCAAAUCUAUUUAAUGAAUCAGAUGUUUGUACUGUUACUCUUAAUGCAUGUGCUUAAGGUAGCUAUUCUUUUACAGGAUAUGAUACGGAUGGAUCUGGAACUGGAUGCACACCUUGUCCUCCAGGUACAUCAACUCCUAAUACUAAAACUGCAGGAGAUUUAACUCUUUGUACUCUUAAGGCCUGUACUAAAGGUAGGUAUUCUGCCACAGGAUUUGAUACAGACGGAUCUGGAACUGGAUGUACUGCUUGUACUGCAGGAACAUCAACUCUUAAUACUUAAACAAUAGGAACAGAUAAAUCUAUUUGCACUCUUACUCUUAAGGCCUGUCCUGCUGGCUCAUAUAGUGUAUCAUCAUUUGAUUCAGAUGGUAAUGGAUCAGGUUGUAAUAAAUGUGCUGUUAAUACUUACUCUGCUUAAGGUGCUACUUCUUGCACUUCAUGCACUAAUAAUCGUACCUCACCAGCUGGGUCUACUACUGUAACUGCUUGUGUAUGCCCAUAAGGAACAUCUGGUCCUACAGAUGGUGUCAGUUCAUGUUCCAUUACUACUAGUGGCUCAAUAAACACUCUUUUUAUAUCACUCAUUUUUAUUUUAAUAUUUUUAUUUUGA